Tilletiaria anomala UBC 951 is the source of this 625-nucleotide messenger RNA. RefSeq names its product ribosomal protein L14. The record is from RefSeq and is a predicted model, not a curated record. The coding region runs from base 98 to 505 and encodes 135 amino acids. Lineage: Eukaryota; Fungi; Basidiomycota; Exobasidiomycetes; Georgefischeriales; Tilletiariaceae. Gene Ontology annotation, biological process: translation. Gene Ontology annotation, molecular function: large ribosomal subunit rRNA binding; structural constituent of ribosome. Gene Ontology annotation, cellular component: ribosome; mitochondrial large ribosomal subunit. The transcript has 3 exons.
UUUCCCUAGUACAGCGUGAAGUGUAGACCACCUUUGAGCAGGCGAAGGGCAAGAAGCGGAACGUAUCCUGUGAGACUCAGAAGGCGUCCUGCUCAAGAUGUUGGGGCUAAAGGCGACCAUGACGGUCAUCGACAAUUCAGGCGCUUUGGUAGCAGAAUGCGUCAAUGUGCUGAAGAACAAGAGUAAUCAUGGCCUGGCGCGCAUCGGCGAUGAGAUCGUAGUCGUCAUCAAGAAGGCUCGACCAAUUCCGCAAACCCAAGGGCAUGGUGGCUCAGGUGGUGGGCAGCGUAUCCGGCGCGGAGAUGUGCGGCACGCGGUGGUUGUACGGACCCUGAAGGAGACCGUCCGACCAGAUGGGAAGGUCGUCCGCUUCGACGACAACGCUUGCGUGCUGCUCAACAAUCGCAAAGAGCCACUAGGCACUCGCAUCAGCGGUGUUGUUGCGUCUGAGUUAAGGCAAAAGGGAUGGGGAAAGAUCGUCAGCCUUGCCCCUAGGGUCAUCUAGGACAGCAUUGUCCCAAGUUGGGCCUGGCAAGUGGCAGGGGCUGCGUCGCAGGCCGAGAAUAUCUUCAUUCGCAUGCAUUACAGUAUUUGUACCAUAGAUUGUCGGCACCAUUUCGCUCUU